Messenger RNA from Periophthalmus magnuspinnatus, 1661 nucleotides. Its product is annotated as endoplasmic reticulum protein SC65-like. Bases 62 to 1336 code for a protein of 424 amino acids. Lineage: Eukaryota; Metazoa; Chordata; Actinopteri; Gobiiformes; Gobiidae. The transcript is spliced from 7 exons. Gene Ontology annotation, biological process: collagen fibril organization; peptidyl-lysine hydroxylation. The record is from RefSeq and is a predicted model, not a curated record. Gene Ontology annotation, molecular function: collagen binding; protein binding. Gene Ontology annotation, cellular component: endoplasmic reticulum.
AAAACAGACCUCUCCACAACAGCAGGCUGCACAGACGCACUGAUAAUAUGUGGGAUCUAACAUGCUUUCAUUUUGUGCAAAGUUUACCUUACUUGUCCUCUGUUUUGGUUAUGUUUUUGCUAUUUAUGAAAACUACAACUUCAAAGAUUUUCCACAAGAGGAGCUGAGGCCACUGACUGCUGCCUAUGGACUUGCUUUGGAGAAUUAUGUUGCUAAAAACUGGACUGAAUCUAUCACACACCUGGAGUCAAGUCUUCGUCUGUACCGCUUGUUCAGAGACAGUGUGCGGUAUUGCUCUUUGCAUUGUAACAGGAGCAGAACAGAAGAGCCUCCAAUCACAUUUACCAAAGAUCUAAAAGUUUAUUGGAGUUUAAUGACAAAGGCUUCAUGUCAGAGGAAAUGUAGAGAGAGCUUUCCUGUGCUCCAGCUUCCUCCUCCGGGGAAAACUAUUCUGGAAGAUUUCAACAAGAGGAGACCGUAUAAAUAUCUACACUUUGCACACUCCAUGGUUGAGGACUUGCAGAGUGCCAUUCCUUGUGCUUUUACCUACCUCCAAAGAAACCCUGAGGACCAAGAGCUGCAGAAGUUAAUGGAUGAAUAUAAGUCACAAUACAACCUGACUGGAUUUCUUAUAGACUACGAAGAAAGGCCAUAUGAGUCGUAUUUUCUCAGUGGAGUAAAACUGGUGAAUUCUGAAGACUUUAACCGUAGCAUUGACCAGUUGGAGGAGGCGUUGAAGUUGUAUCUACAUGAAUCUGAGCUGUGCCAAUACGAAUGUGAAGGGGUCCCUCACAUACCCCCAAACCAGGACCUGUAUGCCACCAUCACAGAUGUCUAUGUUGAGAUAUUGAAGUGCAAGCUCAAAUGUGAGGACAAGCUAAAGCCAAAUGUUGGUGGCUUUUUUGUAGAGAACUUAUUGUCCACCAUUUACCAUUACCUCCAGUAUGCCUAUUAUAAAUUGAACAAAGGCCGUAAUGCAGUACAAUGUGCUCACAGCUACUUCCUGUUUGAGCCUGAGGACCAAGUCAUGAGGCAAAACCUGGUUUACUAUGAGGCCUAUAGUGAACAGUGGAGUUUGCAGCCUGAAGAUUUCACACCACGACAGGAAGCUCUCAGACACUACAAUCAGACAGUUGCACAAAAGCACAUUCUUACAUUUGCCGAAAAGUACAUGAAAAUGGAUGAUGAGGAUUUCUUUGGUGCAGAGGAAGCUGCUGCUCUUGCCGAUGAAUCUCCGGACGUAGAGUUUGAAGGAAUGGGAGAUUAUGAGGAAUCAUUUUUGGCCAAGUGGAGACAGGCGAAGGGCAAAGGGGACACUGGGGGGUCGCACCUAUGAACUACAAUGGGACUAAACUAAUGGGACAUGGGAAAACAAUAUGACUUCCUCCCACACAUCUUGAAUAAUUGAUAAAAACACACGAAAGCAGUCAUAUAUGUUUUAAUAUGUAUUUCUAUUUACAAUAUUUACAGUCAAUACUCAUACUCCAGUGUGUCCAACAACAGAGGAUACACAAUAACAUGUCUCCCGUUGUUUCUCAUUCAAAAUCACACUUUUUGUCUAAUUUAUUUAUAUUUUAUACACUUGUUUUUUUACGUCACCUGCAGUAUGUUCAGAUGUACUGUAAAACUGUUAGUUAUAUUAGUUUUCAUUGGUCCAUUUU